AUGGCGGAUGGCGAUUUCAGGCCCGACAAGAAGCCCCUUCCGCGUAUGUUUGUAGCGGCCCGCCCUGAGUGGCGGGCGCCUAUCUGGCACGGGAAGCGUGAGGAAGACUUCGAUGAAAGUCGUCGAAAGUCGAUGAAAGACGAUGCCGCCGAAACGAAGAACGAGUUUAAUUCAGAUGUAAACCGCGCCGCAAGUACCAAAGCUUGGUCAAUCAACCCGGCUAGGUGA
Parastagonospora nodorum SN15 is the source of this 228-nucleotide messenger RNA. RefSeq lists its product as hypothetical. The record is from RefSeq and is a predicted model, not a curated record. The coding region runs from base 1 to 228 and encodes 75 amino acids. Lineage: Eukaryota; Fungi; Ascomycota; Dothideomycetes; Pleosporales; Phaeosphaeriaceae. The transcript has 2 exons.